Messenger RNA from Amyelois transitella, 3305 nucleotides. Its product is annotated as transketolase-like protein 2. Gene Ontology annotation, molecular function: transketolase activity; thiamine pyrophosphate binding. The transcript has 13 exons. Bases 101 to 1969 code for a protein of 622 amino acids. NCBI's taxonomy places the organism in Eukaryota, Metazoa, Arthropoda, Insecta, Lepidoptera, Pyralidae. The record is from RefSeq and is a predicted model, not a curated record.
UUAUUUUUUACAUUCAUUGAUAAACGCUACGCUCUAGUGACCGGUAGCGUGUUUGCUAAAUUUUAUAAAUAAUAACAGAAUUCCAUCGAAUUAUAACAAAAUGAAAGGCGACAAAAACGUAGACAUCCAAGCUCUAAAAGACAUCGCCAACAAGCUGAGAAUUGAUAGUAUUGUUGCUACAAACGCUUCAAAAUCCGGUCACCCGACGUCAUGCGCGUCAAUGGCGGAGAUAAUGUCCGUGCUCUUCUUCCACACCAUGCGGUACAAGAUCUCCGCGCCCAGGGACGCCUCCGCGGACAGAUUCAUACUCUCCAAGGGUCACGCCGCCCCAAUCCUAUACGCGGCGUGGGCUGAAGCCGGUCUAUUCCCUGUGGACGAGCUGAAGAACCUUCGCAAGUUGGAUUCUGACCUCGAAGGUCACCCGACCCCUAGGCUCAACUUCGUGGACGUCGGCACAGGCUCCCUGGGUCAGGGUCUCGCGGUGGCCGCUGGUAUGGCCUACGUCGGGAAGUACUUUGACCAGGCGCCUUACAGAGUAUACUGCUUAGUUGGAGACGGUGAAGCUGCUGAAGGUAGCAUCUGGGAAUCCUUGCACUUCGCCAGCCACUACAAACUAGAUAACUUGGUGGUCAUCUUCGACGUCAACCGGUUGGGCCAGUCAGAGCCUACUUCACUGCAACAUCAGUUGAACGUCUACGACGCUCGUCUGAAGUCAUUCGGCCUCCACUCCCUGGUGGUAGAUGGUCAUGACGUCACAGAGUUGGUGAAGGCGUUCGACGAGGCUGCCAGCACUUCCGGCAAACCCACCGCCAUUGUCGCCAAGACCUUCAAGGGGAAGGGAUUCCCAGGUAUCGAGGAUCUGGAGAACUGGCACGGGAAGGCUUUGGGAGCUGAUGGAGAGAAGAUCAUCAAGCACCUCCAAACUCAGAUCAAGAAUGCCAACGUGUCUCUCAAACCCAAGGCUCCGCUAUCCGAGGCGCCCAGGGUUCACCUGAGCGACAUCACCCUUUCCUCCCCUCCUUCGUACAAGGCGGGAGAGUUGGUUGCUACCAGACUGGCCUACGGAACUGCUUUGAAGAAGAUCGCAGACACUAACAUGCGAGUCAUCGCUUUGGACGGAGACACCAAGAACUCUACUUUCAGUGAUAAACUGCGCAAUGCUUACCCUGAGAGAUACAUUGAGUGCUUCAUAGCCGAGCAGAACCUGGUGGGAGUGGCGACCGGCGCCGCGUGCCGCGACCGUGCUGUGGUGUUCGCCUCCACUUUCGCAGCAUUCUUCACCAGGACUUUUGAUCAGAUCCGCAUGGGUGCCAUCAGCCAAUCGAACAUAAACCUGGCGGGGUCUCACUGCGGAGUCAGCAUCGGAGAAGACGGCCCUUCUCAAAUGGGGCUCGAGGACCUGGCUCUGUUCAGAGCCGUGCCCACCGCCACCGUCUUCUAUCCAUCAGACGCGGUGUCGACGGAGCGCGCCGUGGAGCUGGCGGCCAACACGCGCGGCAUCUGCUACAUCCGCACCUCUCGCCCCAACACCGCCAUAUUGUACCCCAACGAUGAGGUCUUCAAGGUCGGGCAAGCCAAAGUUGUGCGAGAGUCCUCGAAAGACAAAGUUUUGUUGAUCGGUGCUGGCAUCACUCUACACGAGUCUUUGGCCGCCGCUGACAAGCUGAAGGCAGAAGGCGUGGACGCAAGAGUACUAGAUCCGUUCACAAUCAAGCCCUUGGACGAAGCCGCGGUCAUCAAGCACGCGAGGGCAGUCGGCGGCAGAGUGGUCGUCGUGGAAGACCACUACCAAGCUGGCGGUAUCGGCGAAGCAGUCCUCUCGGCCGUGGCGCUGGAGCGGGACAUCGUGGUGAAGCACGUGUUCGUGAGGGAGGUGCCCCGCUCGGGCCCGCCCGCCGCGCUGCUCGACAAGUACGGCCUCUCCGCGCCCCACGUCGUGGCCGCUGCUAAGGCGGUACUCAAAGCUUAAACUGCAGUGGAAACUGGUGACGUGCAUAGUGAUAGAUAUCAUCUGAGCUGCAUGAAGAUAAAAGUCUUUUGGAUAUAUUUUAAAAUGUUUAAGGUUAGAAAUCUUUGUUAGACAAAAACAGAGCGGGAUAGAAAAUUAUCGAUCUCUCGCUGACCUUAAUUGGAUAGAUGUGGAAGGAAGGUGUAUUUUGUAGUUUACAAUAAGCUUGCCCAUAGUCGCCAUUUUGGAAACUUUUUCUAUAGCCGUCGACUUUUGUAUGAUAUGUGGCCCGCCCACGAUUACUUUAGCGAACUAAGAGAUAGUCUUUAACUGCUCUGAAGAAUAUCUAUGCACGUCACUAACAAUUCAAUUACUUUUGUUUUAUACAAAACCAGUGACUGUAUUCAUUUUUGUUUUAACGAAAAUCCUUAAUUUCCGCCAGGAGCGCUAAUUACAAUUCCAUAUAGUUAUUUACAGUCACUAGAUUGAAACAAAACUCAAGGUAAAUAUAUUCGUUAGUUGCUGUUCUUGUCUGGUUCGUUGCGUGUAAUGAAAUACUGUUUCAGUCGAUAGAGGCGCCCUAAAAACAAGUUUUUUUUUCUCUUCAUAAACGCCGAUUGGCUCAUUUUAAAUACUAAGGGCUUCGCUGGUAAUUCUGUACGUAUAUUGCCGUAUUUCAUAAAUAUUUAAAAAGUAAAAAAAUAGAUUGUGCUGUGAUAUAAUAUUGUUACAUCAUAAAAUGUGACUGAUUAAAAAUUCAUAAUUGACAUUAAUAUACAUUCCAUUUUUAGAAUAUAAAAAGAAGCAUAAACCAUUACAAGAACAGCAUCUUUUUUUUAAUUUUAUACCAUAGACAAUUUUUAAUGCCAUCUCUGAGUCUAUGGUUCUUAGUUCCUAAGUUUCAUUUUUGUCGGUAGAUAUAUCGAUUUACGUUGUUUGUUAUGUAUUUACAUGAAUGGAGAUCUUUUUUUUUAUAUAUAUAUGUAUAAGUGCCUUUAUAUAGUACCUAUGCUGAACAAGGUUUUUUUAGACUGUUGGAAGGAUUUUGGAAAAGAUUAUUUUUGAAGGGUUAGGAUUUAAGGUCAUUAAUCUUAUCGAAUCAUGUUCAUGUAUGUUUUUUUUUAUAUAACAUUUUUAUUUUGAUCCCAAUUUUCGUAGUGAUAUCGUAAAAUAGGACGGAAGUGUGUAUUAAAAAUGCGAGCAUUCUCAUUGGUCUAAAAAAGUGCCAUGUGAACAGUUUUUAACAAUCACUAUGGGAAAUUGGGAUAUACAUUUCUAAGUGUUACUACACAUAACGACUAAUAUAGUUCGUUGUUUUUUUUAUGCUUUUGUGGGGCCAAGACUUUACAAGUUUUUA